Chaetura pelagica (chimney swift) is the source of this 1692-nucleotide messenger RNA. RefSeq names its product thymine-DNA glycosylase (gene TDG). The record is from RefSeq and is a predicted model, not a curated record. Lineage: Eukaryota; Metazoa; Chordata; Aves; Apodiformes; Apodidae. Bases 52 to 1200 code for a protein of 382 amino acids. The transcript has 9 exons. Gene Ontology annotation, cellular component: nucleus. Gene Ontology annotation, biological process: base-excision repair, AP site formation. Gene Ontology annotation, molecular function: mismatch base pair DNA N-glycosylase activity.
UACGCUUAUCUUCAGCAAGCGCAAGCUUUUUACACAUUUCCAUUCCACCAAAUGAUGACUGCAGCGCCUAACAUGGAAAUGAUGUCGGAGCAGCCAACUCUAGAGGGCGUUCCAGAGCAAAACAUUGCUCAGGAGCCUCCAAAAGAAGUUAAAAAAGGAGGAAGGAAAAGAAAAGCCAAAGCAACUGAGCCAAAGCAACCCAAAAAGCCUGCUGCUAAGAAAGAAAAAACAGCCAAGUCAAAAGGCAAACAAGAAAAGAUCACAGAUACUUUUAAAGUCAAAAGAAAAGUGGACCGUUUUAAUGGUGUAUCUGAAGCUGAACUUCUGACCAAAACUUUACCUGAUAUUUUGACCUUUGAUCUGGACAUUGUAAUAAUUGGCAUAAACCCUGGCUUGAUGGCAGCUUACAAAGGACAUCAUUACCCUGGACCUGGAAACCAUUUUUGGAAGUGUCUGUUCAUGUCUGGUCUAAGUAAUGAACAGCUGAACCAUAUGGAUGACCACACCUUGCCACAUAAAUAUGGAAUUGGAUUUACAAACAUGGUUGAAAGGACAACACCUGGAAGCAAAGACCUCUCCAGCAAGGAGUUUCGGGAAGGAGGGCGAAUCCUGAUGCAGAAGUUGCAGAAGUAUAAACCUCGUAUAGCAGUUUUCAAUGGAAAAUGUAUUUAUGAAAUUUUUAGUAAAGAAGUUUUUGGAAUAAAAGUUAAGAAUUUGGAAUUUGGAUUACAGCCACACAAGGUGCCAGACACAGAAACUCUCUGCUAUGUUAUGCCGUCAUCCAGCGCAAGAUGUGCUCAGUUUCCUCGUGCACAAGAUAAAGUUCAUUAUUACAUAAAGCUGAAAGACUUAAGGGAUCAACUGAAAGGCAUUGCACCAAACACAGAGGUGCAGGAGGUGCAGUACACGUUUGACUUGAAACUUGCACAAGAGGAUGCUAAGAAGAUGGCUGUCAAAGAAGAAAAAUACGACCCGGGUUACGAAGCAGCGUAUGGAGGAGCUUACUGUGAUCGUGCGCCGUACGAAAGCGAUCAGUGCAAUUUCUCUUCCAAUGGAACUGCAGCAAGCAAUCUGCAGUACUGUGAGGGGUCCUCUUUCGGUGACAUUCCUAACGGACACUGGAUGACACAGUCCUUUGCAGACCAGAUUCCAGAGUUCAGGGCUGGGGUGCCACGGGAAGAAGAGGGAAGCAGUGCCUGAGAGCUGUUUCUUCUCGGCUAUGCCUACAUGCUGCAGUUUUAAUGCAGUGAUCAAGAUUGGUACCUCGGUUCUCCAACUGAAGCAUUUUAAUAGUAUUUUAUCUCCCCUAGCUAUUUUAUUAUAGUCCAAAGUAAGUGUGUGGUAGGCUUAAAUCAAUGAACUAGAUAAUUUUAAGGAACUGUCCAAACUUUAAAAAAAAAAGUUAGCCCUUUUUUGUAUAUGAGUUUUAUAUUUAAUGUGUACCAUUUCUUGCAGUUUUUGACAAAUUGCUUUCUCAUUUGUGAAGAUUUCUUUGGGGCGUUAAUUUUAUUCCAUAAAUCCUACUGCAGUAGUAAUGGCAGCAGUAUGCUUCUUACUGAUGCCUCAGUAUUUGGGUAUCUCCUCAUUCCUUUAUAUCCAGAGGGGAAAAUGAGAAGUGUACCCAUGUCUUACAUGAAGUAGUGUUUUUAAUCAUGCACAGUUAAGCAAAUUGUGCUUUUCAAGUCUGCCUUU